AUGGACGUAAUUGUCGUUUUAGAUUCAUGUGGCAGUCACUAUGGUCCUGUCAUUGAGCGAUUUGAAUUCAAGAUUGAAACCUUCCCGGAACUAGAGAAGAUUGCUCCUCUUAUGUACUUGACUUUCGGAGUUGGAACUGGAAGCGACUUGAGUCUGGCUCUUGCUUUGUCAUGGCUUCUUUACAGUUCAAGAACAGGAUUCCGCAGGACGGAUUCUCUGAUCAAGGUUUUAACGCUCUAUACUGUCAAUACGGGGAUGAUUGUAGCAAUUGACGCGUCCCUGGGUUUGAUUCUUUAUAUCAUCAUGCCUAACAACUUUAUCUUCCUCGGUUUUUACCUUCUUUUAAGCAAACUGUAUGUGAAUGCAUAUCUCGCAACGCUGAAUGCUCGUGAAGCCUUGAGGCAAAACGACCUGACGUCUAUGAAUAUGACUUCUCUACCUACGUCGCGAAUGUUUUCCGACAUAGAGAACAUCUCCCCCACUGUGCUUGAGAAGUCCCCCACGACUCGGACAGAAAACCCUAGAUUGGCGAUAUCUAUCCAGACUUUGAUUGACAAGCAAAUCGAGUCUGAAAACUCACCAUCAGUGUUAUCAAUGACACAUCCUGACCCAGAUUCAGAACGUAUUCCCCGCGCCUUCUGA
Psilocybe cubensis is the source of this 642-nucleotide messenger RNA. RefSeq lists its product as uncharacterized. The transcript is spliced from 10 exons. The record is from RefSeq and is a predicted model, not a curated record. The coding region runs from base 1 to 642 and encodes 213 amino acids. NCBI's taxonomy places the organism in Eukaryota, Fungi, Basidiomycota, Agaricomycetes, Agaricales, Agrocybaceae.